GUGUUUGCAUCUGCAAGCCUCUUUUCCCCUGCAGAGCAGCAGUCUUUGCCUCAAGAGAGAAAUUCGGAUCAAAGGAAGGAGAACUUUUCCUGGUGAGAGCAGAGAUGGAGAAGAGCGUGAAGAUGGAAGAGCAAAGCUUUGCUGGCCCUGAAGCAGGAAACGUCUCCUGCAACAUCCAGGAAUGGAGCAGUGCAGAGCCCUGGGAACGAAGAGUCCAGGAGAACCAGCCUGGGAGCAAUACCAGCUCAGGCAUGGAGGUCCAGCGCUUCAGGGGGUUCUGCUACCAGGAAGGUGAGGGCCCCCGAGAGGUUUGCAGCCGACUCCACCACCUUUGCCAUCAGUGGCUGAAGCCAGGAAGGUGCACAAAAGCUCAGAUGCUGGACCUGGUGGUCCUGGAGCAGUUUCUGGCUGUCCUUCCCCCCGAGAUGGAGAGCUGGGUCAGAGAAUGUGGAGCGGAGACCAGUUCCCAGGCGGUGGCCCUGGCAGAAGGCUUCCUCCUGAGCCAGGUGGAGGACAAAGAACAGAUCCAGGGGAUGUUGGCCAAAUUGCCCACAGUUUUCCCCAAGGCAGAGAAGGCUCCAUCGGACACCGCACAGAGGCCGCUGGACAGGUGGAUCUUGCAGGAGGGUGACGGACGACCCUCCUUACUGGGGAGUGGAAAAAACCAGAGAGAGAGUGAACAGAUCCUGGGGGAUCCUUCUAGGCCUCCUUCGCUUGGUGGCGGAGUGGAAGCAGUUUCUGCGCAGCCUGGGCAGGUUCUGGUGACUUUUGAGGAGGUGGCCGUGCAUUUCUCGGAGGAGGAGUGGGCUCUGCUGGAUCCAGGCCAAAGGACUCUGCACAAGGAAGUCAUGGAGGAGAAUCGUAGGAUCCUGGCCUCUCUGGGUGAGCACAGGAAGAGCAAGGAAAAUGGCGUACACCAGAGAAGGAAAACUGAAACUGAAGAGAAGAGGGAAAACAAAUCCAUUUCUUUGGAAGGGUCAGACGCCCAUGAAAUUCCAAUACUAGAAGAACCAAGUAAAAGAAAGCUUCAGAGUAAAAGCUCUCCAUACCUAAAGACUCAGAAGAUUCACCUUACCAAACGUCGACGAUUUUGCACGCAAGAGAAACGAUUUCAGUGCUUGGAGUGUGAGAAGCAAUUCAGUUGCAACUCAAAACUUAACUCGCAUAAAAGAAUUCACACAGGGGAGAAGCCCUAUGAAUGCCUAGAAUGCGGAAAGAAUUUUGCUCAGAGCACAACCCGAAAGCGACAUCAAAGAAACCACACAGGGGAGAAGCCUUAUAAAUGCUUAGAGUGCGGAAAAAGCUUCAGUCAGAGCAGCCAUCUUAGAUUUCAUCAAAGCACGCACACAGGGGAGAAGCCCUAUGAAUGCCUAGAUUGCGGAAGGAGCUUUGCUCACAGCAUAUACCUAACGCAACAUCAAAGAAUCCACACAGGGGAGAAGCCCUAUGAAUGCCUUGAGUGCGGAAAGAGCUUUGCUCACAGUAGGUACCUAAAGCGGCAUCACAGCGCUCACACAGGCAAGAAGCCCUAUGAAUGCCUUGAGUGCGGAAAGAGCUUUGUUUACAGCACAGACCUUAAGACACAUCAAAGCACUCACACAGGUGAGAAGCCCUAUGAAUGCCUUGAGUGCGGAAAGCGCUUUGCUUUCAGUAGAUACCUAAAGCGACAUCAAGGCACUCACAUGAAAGAGAAGCCAUGAAAGUGCUCAGAGUGUGGAAAGCAAUUCAUUCAUUCUAUAUUUGAAUUGUUACAGGCCCUUAAGAAGGCCUAAUAUAAAGCAAGAAGCCAAUCAAUCCCUUGGGCUUUUCUACAAUAAACAAUGCAGCAGGGCUAUUCUUACGUUUUUAUAUUCUGAAGUUCUCCGUUAUGGCACCUACUUUAGGGAAGGCCCCAUCUCUGGUAUGUUUAAGUGUAUUUUAAUCUUAUAUCAAUUUUGCUGCGUGGUUUUA
Molecule: messenger RNA, 1950 nt
Organism: Elgaria multicarinata webbii
Lineage: Eukaryota; Metazoa; Chordata; Lepidosauria; Squamata; Anguidae
Product: zinc finger protein 124-like
Exons: 6
Coding region: 105-1700 (531 amino acids)
Biological process (GO): regulation of DNA-templated transcription
Source: RefSeq, a predicted model, not a curated record